GAUUGUCUCUUGCAGUGAGGAAGGAACUGAUGGCUGAGGCAGCUGCCAGUGAGAAAAAGGUGGACACAGAGGAUCCCAGCUCCUCGGACAUGGAAGGGGCAGCUGCCCCCUCUGUUUCAGGGAUCUACUUCAUCUGCCCCUUGACCGGCGUGGUUGUGAGGAAAGACCAGAAGGAAAAGCACCUCAGGGAAGCCAUCCAGUCGUAUUUCUCCAUAGAUCCUGUGGCUGCUUCCAUCAUGGAGAUUCACACCUUCAACAAGGACCGGGAGAAGCUCCGAGUGGGUGUGGAGACCAUGGCCAAGUACCUGGAUAACAUUUAUCUCCAUCCAGAGGAGGAAAAGUACAGGAAAAUCAAACUACAGAACAAAGUGUUCCAGGAAAGGAUAAGCUGCCUAGAAGGGAUCCACAGAUUUUUCCAGGCUGUUGGGUUUGAGAUGAAAACGCUGCCAGUUCCAGGCCAGGAGACCCCAGAGGAGUUCUACGUGCUGAAGGAAGACAUGCUGACCAGGCUGGAAGAUCUCAAGGACUACAAAGAGCAGCUGCUGAGCUCGGAGCCCGUGCGGGCCCAGCUGGACCGACAGCUCCAGCUCUUCCAACCCUCCCCGGCAGCCGCGCAGUUCGAGCUGCCCGAGGACUUUUACAGCCUGAGUGCAGAGGAGAUCAGACGGGAGCAGCGGCUCCGGACAGAAGCAGUGGAGAAGGCUGCCCUGCUGAGGACCAGAGCCAUGAGAGAGAAGGAGGAGCAGCGGGAGCAGCGCAGGUACAACUACACCCUCCUGCGCGUGCGCUUCCCUGACGGCUACGUCCUGCAAGGGACUUUUUAUGCACGAGAACCAGUGUCUGUGCUCUACAGCUUUGUGAGGGAAGCCCUCCGAGAUGACUGGCUGCCCUUUGAGCUGCUGGGACCUGGAGGGCUCAAACUGACUGAUGAGAACUUGGCCUUCAACGAAUGUGGGCUGGUGCCCUCAGCCCUCCUGACUCUCUCCUGGGAUGCAGCAGUCAUGGCAGACAUCCAGGAAUCCAGAGAGGAGCAACCAACAAGCCCCCUGAAACCAGAACUUCUCUCCAGAGUCCAGACACUGUCAUGA
Messenger RNA from Chaetura pelagica (chimney swift), 1088 nucleotides. It is a transcript of the gene UBXN6, whose product is annotated as UBX domain protein 6. The annotation marks the transcript as partial. NCBI's taxonomy places the organism in Eukaryota, Metazoa, Chordata, Aves, Apodiformes, Apodidae. The record is from RefSeq and is a predicted model, not a curated record. Gene Ontology annotation, cellular component: cytoplasm. The transcript has 9 exons. Gene Ontology annotation, molecular function: protein binding.